Molecule: messenger RNA, 1560 nt
Organism: Talaromyces atroroseus
Lineage: Eukaryota; Fungi; Ascomycota; Eurotiomycetes; Eurotiales; Trichocomaceae
Exons: 4
Coding region: 1-1560 (519 amino acids)
Biological process (GO): protein insertion into mitochondrial outer membrane
Cellular component (GO): SAM complex; outer membrane
Source: RefSeq, a predicted model, not a curated record
AUGGCUUCCUCACUCACGAGCGAUGAUGAGGAUCGCGACAAUGAUCAGAUCUUCAACCGGCUACAGCAACCCGCCGAUCCGAAAUUAUUGGAGGAGCAACAGCAAGCUAUGAAUGAGCGAAUUAAUGCCAUCUACCAAAAAGCGCAAGCUCGACUUGCGGAAGCGAUCGACGAAAACUCGACGUUGCCAGUCACUAUUUCCCGCAUACAGAUACUCAACGCGAAUCAUACUCGGAAAGGCUUCUUGGAACGCAUCUUCAAUCCAAUCCUCAGUGCCAAUCAAACAAGACCUUACACGCUGUCGGAAGCUCUGCAGAAAGUAUCUCAAGGAGCAGACAAACUUAGCCGCUUUGAUGUCUUCCACGAACCCAUUUCGAUUUUCCUGGACAAACCAACAGAUCCAAAUGCCUUGCCCACCGACCUUGACGUUUAUCUGUCUGUUCGAGAGAAGUCAAGGAUUCUACUGAAAACCGGAACUGACUUGGGUAAUGCCGAAGGCUCCGCUUACGGGAACUUGUUGUGGCGGAACAUAUUCGGCGGUGCCGAGACGCUGAAUUUGAAUGCAUCUUUGGGUACUCGGACGAGGUCUGCGUACCAGGCUGCAUUUGAGGCCCCAGUUUUGAGCGAUCCGAACUUCCGCUGGGAAGUCGGAGCCAUAGCCAGUGCCACACAAAAGCCCUGGGCAAGCCAUGAAGAAGUCCUCAAGGGAGGAUGGGCCAGGCUGCGGUGGCAAACUCAAGCAAGUCAACGUCAUGAACUUACGUAUAACGGGUUUUGGAGGCAAGUCACCGGGUUGUCGCCAGAUGCUUCGCUGGUUGUUCGGGGCGAUGCGGGUGACAGCGUCAAAAGCAGCAUUUCGCACACUUGGGUUUAUGAUGGCAGGAACCACCCCCUUUUGCCAUCUAGCGGGUUAUACGCCAAAACUCUCAACGAGGUUGCUGGAGUGGGCCCACUUAAAGGAGAUGUUUCAUUCUGGAAAUCGGAAUUUGAAACUCAAGGGGCCAUUCCCAUUCCCAUUCCCGGUAUUAAAGGCCCAAGCGGUGUCAGCUUCACGACUGGUCUGCGGGCUGGUCUUCUCUACCCUCUGAGUCUCGACCCGAAAUCACCACCACAGCCGUCUCGUAUCAAUGAUCGCUUCUUGCUAGGUGGUCCCACAGACGUUCGAGGUUUCCGCCAGGCGGGUCUUGGUCCCCGCGACAGCAGUGAUGCCGUUGGUGGCGAUGUUUAUGCAGCAGGAAGCGCAAACCUCUUUGUUCCUCUGCCACGUGUUGGCCGUGAUACGCCACUGCGCUUGCAAGCAUUUGUCAACGCAGGCCGCCUGCUCUCUCUUCGUACUUCUAACAACGAACCUCCGAAAACCAAUGACCAAGUUAAGGAUGCAAUCACGUCAACCAUAAGUGAGCUUGGUAACGGGCUUCCCAGCACAGCAGCUGGUAUUGGACUGGUAUAUGCGCAUCCCGUCGCUCGGUUUGAGCUGAACUUCUCUCUUCCUGUCUUCCAGCGCAAAGGAGAGGAAGGAAGGAAAGGUCUCCAGCUGGGGAUUGGAAUCAAUUUCUUGUAG